AUGCCUUCUGAACAAGCAUAUUACAAUAAAGGCUACAAGAAGUCCAUUUCUGACACUCACGCCAUUAGAAAUGUGGAAAACUCAGUCAAAUAUAUUACAAAUGUACUUGAACCUGAUUUUAAGGUAUUGGAUGUGGGAUGUGGUCCAGGAUCAAUUACUAUUGAUAUUGCAAAAAACUAUUUGACUAAAGGUGGAUCAAUCAUUGGUGUUGAACCAACCAAAGAAAUCGUUGAUACCGCUAACAAGUUGCAACAAUCAACUGCAGCUGAUGUUGACAACAUUUCAUUUCAGAUAGGAUCAGUUUACAAUUUGCCAUUUGAAGAUAAUACAUUUGAUUUAGUCCAUGCACACCAAGUUAUCGUUCAUUUGGAAGAUCCCAUAAAAGCAUUGGAGGAAUUGGCUAGGGUCGCCAAACCGGGUAAGUUUGUCGCCGUGAAAGAUGGUGAAAUGGACUCAAUGCUUUUUGAUCCGCCAAAGUAUGAAGUGCUUAGGGAAUACAUCAUCACAAGUGCGUUGAAUAGAGGGUCAACCGAUUUGAAAGCUGGUAGAAAGUUGUUUAGAAGAGCCAUUGAAGCGGGGUAUAAACCAGCCAAUAUCAAUACUUCUGCGUCAACAAUGUUGUUUACAGGUCUUGAAAAGACCAAACAAGUAUGGGGUGAAUUGCUUAUCAAGAGAGUGCAAGGUGGGGGUGAGGUCUUUGUAGUAGAUGACGAGAAAAAAAAUGAGGAGGUCAAACAAGAAGUAGUCAAGAAGAUACAAGAGUGGAAGGAUGAUGAGACGUCGCUUUGGAGUGCAAUUAACUUUGAAAUUACAUAUAAAAAGCCCGAAUAA
Messenger RNA from Lodderomyces orthopsilosis Co 90-125, 831 nucleotides. RefSeq lists its product as uncharacterized. NCBI's taxonomy places the organism in Eukaryota, Fungi, Ascomycota, Pichiomycetes, Serinales, Debaryomycetaceae. The transcript has a single exon. The record is from RefSeq and is a predicted model, not a curated record. Gene Ontology annotation, molecular function: methyltransferase activity. Bases 1 to 831 code for a protein of 276 amino acids.